Rhea pennata is the source of this 392-nucleotide messenger RNA. It is a transcript of the gene ATP5ME, whose product is annotated as ATP synthase membrane subunit e. Bases 76 to 291 code for a protein of 71 amino acids. Gene Ontology annotation, biological process: proton motive force-driven ATP synthesis. The record is from RefSeq and is a predicted model, not a curated record. Gene Ontology annotation, molecular function: proton transmembrane transporter activity. NCBI's taxonomy places the organism in Eukaryota, Metazoa, Chordata, Aves, Rheiformes, Rheidae. The transcript has 4 exons.
CCCCCGCCGCUCCUUCCGCCGCGGCGCUGCCGCCCUCCGCGCGUCACUUCCGGGUGUGUCCGCCCCGCCGCCAGGAUGAUUCCGCCGGUGCAGGUCUCGCCGCUCAUCAAGUUCUCGCGGUACUCGGCCCUGCUGGUGGGGAUGAUCUACGGGAAGAAGCGAUACGACUACCUGAAGCCCAUCGCCGAGGAGGAGAGGCGCGUGGAGGCCGAAGAGAAGAAGAAGCGCGAGGAGCUGGAGCGAAUCGCGAAGGAGCUCGCGGAAGCAAGUGAAGAUACCAUAUUGAAAUGAACAGAAGAUUGGAUCACACUUUCAUUCAUGAAAAUAUCUGGCUAGGCGCUGAACAGUUUAACUCUGCACAUUAUUCUAUCAAUAAAGGACUUAAAACAUUC